GGCGGGGUUGGCGCUGGCAGGGGGGUGACGCCGGGCGGCGCCGGGGCCGUCCCCGAGGCAAGAUGGCGCCCCCCAGGCAGGCGGGCGCGGAGCCGACGGAUACCCAGAAAAGCAUGGAAGAUGAAAUUGAAUCAGUUCUGCAGGAGCGGAUAAUGAUUUUGGAUGGAGGCAUGGGUACCAUGAUCCAGCAACAUGCCCUGUCAGAAGAAGAUUUCCGAGGGCAUGAAUUUAAAGACCAUUCCAAGCCUUUGAAAGGCAAUAAUGACCUUCUCAGCAUAACUCGGCCUGACAUAAUCUGUGACAUACACAAGGAAUACUUGCUGUCAGGUGCUGACAUCAUUGAAACGAACACUUUCAGCAGCACCCGAGUUGCACAAGCUGACUAUGGCCUCGAGCAUUUGGCAUAUCGAUUAAACAGAGUCUCUGCACAGGUGGCCAGAAAAGCAGCAGAUGAUGUAACUGCUCAGACAGGAAUUAGGAGAUAUGUUGCUGGAGCCAUGGGGCCAACAAACAGGACACUUUCUGUGUCACCCUCUGUGGAGAGACCAGAUUACAGGAACAUAACUUUUGAUGAACUGGUUGAAGCCUAUACGGAGCAAGCCAAAGGACUGUUGGAUGGAGGAGCUGAUAUCAUGUUAGUAGAAACCAUAUUUGAUACAGCCAAUGCCAAGGCAGCUCUUUUUGCACUCCACAAGUUGUUUGAGGAAGAAUACGCUCCCCGACCCAUAUUUGUUUCUGGAACCAUUGUAGAUAAGAGUGGGCGCACCCUCUCAGGCCAGACAGGAGAGGCAUUUGUCAUUAGUAUUUCCCACAGUAAGCCACUUUGUAUCGGCUUAAAUUGUGCUUUAGGAGCAGUUGAAAUGCGACCAUUCAUUGAAACAAUUGGAAAAUGUACAGAAGCCUACGUCAUCUGUUACCCUAAUGCAGGUCUUCCCAAUACUUUUGGUAGUUAUGAUGAAACUCCAGAAGUGACUGCCAAGCAUAUAAAGAGUUUUGCACUGGAUGGUUUGGUCAACAUAGUUGGAGGUUGUUGUGGUACUACACCAGCACACAUCAGGAAGAUUGCUGAAGCUGUGAGAUCAUGUAAGCCUCGUGUUCCACCUUCUCUCUCUCAAGGAUAUAUGCUGCUUUCAGGUCUGGAGCCAUUCAGGAUUGGGCCAUAUACCAACUUCGUUAAUAUCGGUGAACGCUGUAAUGUUGCAGGAUCACGGAAGUUUGCUAAACUCAUCAUGGCAGGCAACUAUGAAGAAGCCCUGAGUGUAGCCAAAAUGCAAGUUGAGAUGGGGGCCCAGAUUCUCGACAUCAAUAUGGAUGAUGGGAUGCUGGAUGGUCCUGCUGCAAUGACCAGAUUUUGUAACUUGAUCUCUUCAGAACCUGAUAUUGCAAAGGUGCCGUUAUGCAUUGAUUCCUCAAAUUUUUCAGUGAUUGAAACAGGUUUGAAGUGUUGCCAAGGAAAAUGCAUUGUAAACAGCAUCAGUCUGAAGGAAGGUGAAGACGACUUUCUGGAGAAGGCAAGGAAAAUUAAGUUGUAUGGAGCAGCUGUGGUUGUCAUGGCUUUUGAUGAAGUGGGUCAGGCAACAGAAACAGAAACCAAGAUUGCAAUAUGUUCCAGAGCUUACCACCUACUUGUGGAAAAAGUGUGCUUCAAUCCAAAUGAUAUAAUAUUCGACCCUAAUAUUUUGACCAUAGGGACUGGAAUGGAAGAACAUAACCUAUAUGCUAUGAAUUUUAUCAAUGCUACUAAAGUCAUAAAAGAAACACUGCCAGGAGCUAAGAUAAGCGGAGGUCUUUCCAAUCUGUCUUUCUCCUUUCGAGGAAUGGAUGCCAUUCGGGAAGCAAUGCAUGGAGUGUUCCUUUACCAUGCAAUUAAGUAUGGCAUGGACAUGGGAAUUGUGAAUGCUGGGAAUCUGCCAGUAUAUGAUGAUAUCCACAAGGAGUUGCUACAGCUAUGUGAGAAUCUAAUCUGGAACAAAGAUCCUGAUGCGACAGAGAAACUUUUACAUUAUGCUCAGAAUCAUGCCCAAGGAGGAAGGAAAGUGGUACAUACUGAUGAAUGGCGGAAAAGCUCCGGAGAAAGGCUGGAAUAUGCUCUCAUAAAGGGCAUUGAGAAGUAUGUCACUGCAGAUACAGAAGAAGCGAGAUUAAAUCAGGAAAAAUAUCCUAGGCCUCUAAAUAUAAUUGAAGGACCUUUGAUGAAUGGCAUGAAAAUUGUUGGUGAUCUUUUUGGUGCUGGGAAGAUGUUUCUGCCUCAGGUGAUAAAAUCUGCGCGAGUUAUGAAGAAAGCAGUUGGCCACCUUAUUCCCUAUAUGGAAAAAGAAAGAGAGGAAAGGAGAACUGAACAGGGCAGCACAGAAGAAGAGGAUCCUUACAAUGGUACAAUAGUACUAGCAACUGUGAAAGGCGAUGUACAUGAUAUCGGCAAGAACAUUGUGGGAGUUGUUCUGGGCUGCAACAACUUCAGAGUUAUUGAUUUAGGAGUCAUGACUCCAUGUGAUAAGAUAUUGAGAGCUGCUGUUGAGAACAAAGCAGAUAUAAUUGGCCUGUCUGGUCUCAUCACCCCUUCUUUGGAUGAAAUGAUUUUUGUCGCCAAGGAAAUGGAGAGAUUGGCAAUAAAGAUUCCUUUGCUGAUUGGAGGAGCAACUACUUCUAAAACACACACAGCUGUUAAAAUUGCCCCCCGAUAUAGUGCACCUGUAAUUCAUGUCCUGGAUGCAUCCAAGAGUGUUGUGGUUUGCUCUCAGCUCUUAGAUGAAAGUGUAAAAGAUGAUUUCUUUGAAGAAAUAUUAGAGGAAUACGAAGAAAUUAGACAAGAACACUACGAGUCUCUCAAGGAAAGAAGAUAUCUGUCUCUAGAGCAAGCUAGGAGAAAAGGUUUCCAUAAUGACUGGUUAUCAGGACAUAAACCAGUUAAACCAAAAUUCAUUGGUACAAAAGUCUUUGAAGAUUAUGACCUGAAGAGGCUAGUAGAAUACAUUGACUGGAAGCCUUUCUUUGAUGUCUGGCAACUUAGGGGAAAGUAUCCCAACCGGGGUUUCCCUAAAGUCUUUAACGAUAAAACUGUAGGUGAAGAAGCAAAGAGAGUUUAUAACGAUGCUCAAAAUCUGCUGAAAAUGUUGAUCAAUCAAAAGAAAUUACAAGCCAGGGGUGUGGUUGGGUUCUGGCCAGCUCAAAGUGUUCAAGAUGAUAUCUAUUUGUAUACUGUAGAAGAGGCAGUGGGAUCUUCGGAACCGAUAGCAAAAUUUCAUGGCCUGAGGCAACAGGCUGAAAAAGACUCUGCCUGCAUAGAUCCAUAUUACUGUCUUUCUGACUUCAUAGCACCGCUGGAUUCUGGCAUUUGUGAUUACUUAGGCCUGUUUGCUGUGGCCUGCUUUGGUGUAGAUGAGUUGUGCAAUGAAUAUAGGAAACAGGACGAUGAGUACAACAUCAUAAUGGUAAAGGCGCUUGGAGAUCGGUUGGCAGAGGCAUUUGCUGAGGAGCUCCAUGAAAGGGUUCGAAAGGAAUUCUGGGCUUACUGUAGUGCCGAGCAGCUAGAUCUCUGUGACCUACGCAGAAUUAAAUACGAGGGAAUUCGCCCUGCUCCUGGAUAUCCAAGCCAGCCUGACCAUACAGAAAAACUGACCAUGUGGAAACUUGCAAACAUCGAGGAAACAACAGGAAUUGGUUUAACUGAAUCACUAGCAAUGACGCCUGCUUCUGCAGUUUCUGGCCUCUACUUUUCCAAUCCCAAAUCCAAAUAUUUUGCUGUUGGCAAGAUAUGUAAAGAUCAGGUUGAAGAUUAUGCACUGAGAAAAAAAUUGUCCGUGGCAGAGGUGGAGAAAUGGCUGGGACCCAUUUUGGGAUAUGAUACUGAAUAACUGUGGGAGACAUGGGCAAGCAUUUUCUUUUAAUGGUCCAUUUGCCAGAAGGAAGAAUGAAGUGGCAUCUAUUAUCUUUCAUCGCUGCCUUUAGUAUUCGUUGGAAAUGGUUUGUUCUUGUCACUGGUCUGAUCAAAAAAAAAAAAAAAAAAAGGAAAGAAAAAAAUCUCAAACCAACAAACCAAAUGAAUUAAAAUCCAACAAGAAAAUCCUUCCUACUGAGAGGUUUUCUGCCAUCAGGUAUUUCAUCUGAUUGUUUCUAAUUUUUGAUCAAGGAACAUAUAUUUCAGAUGUGCCAUGUACUUGGGACCACGUAUGCAUUGCAGGUCUCUUAAUCAUAGCAAUAUGCUUUUAUUUGUAUUUUUUGCACAAAUGCUCUAGCUGAGCAACUAGUUGUAGGGUGAGAUGUGAAAGUUGCACACCCAUCCUGUCCUUAGGAAGGCUUUGAAAUCAGGGCCUAGUGUUUGUCCCAUUGGCUGUGGACAUGUUGAACAGAGUUUGUCUUCUGUUAUUUGAAUGUGUUUUAGCAAGUCAAGGCCAUACAGAAAUACGAUGCAAUUUUAUUCUGUGAAGUCAGCAAAAAUUUUAAACUGAGUGACCAAGAACAACCAUUUUACAAACAGAUCUUUUUUUAAAAAAAAAACACACCGUCUGCUCCAUAUUUAGGGCUUGUACAUAAUGUUUUUCUGUCUAAAUAAUAACUCAGGUCUUUAAUUUACUAUGUGAUGAUGACUGUAGUUAAAACUAUCAAAAGAUAUAAUGUGGUGGAACAAUAUCAGAGAUGCUGUAUUAUGAUAAAACAUAAAUGAGAUGUGUCCCCAUAGAAGACUCAUGCUUACUUUCAUCUGGCUACAGUCCAUUUCUACUCUGUGUAAAAUGUAAUGAUACCUUCCUUCCUCACAGUUUUGUUGUGAGGAUUAAUUCAUAUUUAAACUUUUAUAUGUGAAAAGUAUGACAGAAGCACAACUGUUACUAUUAACAGAGAGACAGAAAGCUUGGAGCUGACCAGUGUACAAACUUCAAGCUUCUGUGUACCUGGAUUUUAAAAGCAAAUACCUACACUAAGCAACACUACCAUCAAUAACAAUUAAUACUGUAGGUUUAUUUUUCCAAUUUAAGUGAACGAAUUGUUCAUAGCUGUUCAUAAUCCCCUAAAAGUGCCUCAGGUAUUAUUUAAAUGUAAAUUUCAUAAAAUAUUAUGUCAGGAAAAUUCAGUUUUUCUGGUCUCUAAUUGUAAAGAAAAGACCAAUAUUCUAUCUGUAAUCCAUUAACAGAUACAUAAUUUUUGUAAUGUCUUCAUCUGACUUUAUGCUAAAAGAAUUAUCUUGUAUCAACAGUUUAAUAAAAGUUAAGCU
This is a messenger RNA of Cygnus olor (mute swan), 5209 nucleotides long. RefSeq names its product 5-methyltetrahydrofolate-homocysteine methyltransferase (gene MTR). Lineage: Eukaryota; Metazoa; Chordata; Aves; Anseriformes; Anatidae. Gene Ontology annotation, molecular function: cobalamin binding; zinc ion binding; methionine synthase activity. Gene Ontology annotation, biological process: pteridine-containing compound metabolic process. The record is from RefSeq and is a predicted model, not a curated record.